AUGGCGGACAAUUUUGAAACUUUGGAAAAUAUUUUGCCGGACUGGGCGAACGAGGAGAUAGAAAUAACUCUUGUCGAGGCAGUUGAUAAAUUCCAAAAGGAAGAAGAAGAAAAGACACGUUUCUACGUGGAGAAUGACUUGGAAAAAAUUCUGGAGCAAUCUCAGUCGCUCGCGACAAAACGAAACACAAAAUGGGUCGUAAAAUUAUUUCAAGGUAACAAACUAUUUUUUGGCUUCGCAUUUAAGUAACACAAAAAGCAGAAAUUUAAAGAAAUUGAUUUAUUAGACAAUCUCAGCAUUAUACAGUCUCAAAAUAAUUGUUUACACAGAUUGGUGUCAAGCAAGAAGCAUCACAACACCUCUCCUUAAAAUGAAUACAACAGAAUUAGACUUAAACCUAGCAAGGUUUUACGUGGAAGCGAGAACGAAAAAAGGUGAAGAAUACAGUCGCUCAGCACUUCUUGGUUUUCGGAAUUCAGUUGAAAGAUACCUAAACAACAAUGGCCGUACAGUGAAAAUUUCAAGGAACCAAGUGUGUCAAAAGAGUAACAAAAUUCUGGACGCGAAGCUACGAAUCAACCGCCGCGCCGGCAAGGGAAACGUUCAACAUAAACCAGUUAUCGUACCUUCAGACCUCGCAAAGAUAAGAGCCAGCCCUUUCCUCAGUGUCACAAAUCCAGCCGCAUUGCUAAGGAGAACUUGGUUUUACGUUUCUCUGUACUGGUGCAGGCGUGGAAGGGAGGUACAGCGAGAUCUUCGCCGCGACAGUUUCAAAUUCACCAAAGAUGCAAACGGCCGCGAGUACGCAGUUAUGACCCACGAAGAAGCUACAAAAAACCAUCCUGGUGGUGAAACCAGCAAGCCCUCAGCGAGAAACAAGGCUUUAUAG
This is a messenger RNA of Porites lobata, 889 nucleotides long. The record is from the annotation of a GenBank genome assembly. Lineage: Eukaryota; Metazoa; Cnidaria; Anthozoa; Scleractinia; Poritidae.